CCGACCCUAGGCGGUCGCAUAUGGCAAAAAAAAUCAACCCUGAAAGGGUUAAAGUUACUCAGUGUUCUUCUAUAUUUUCUUGGCCAACGUCUGACAGAGAAUCUGCCUCUUGCAGGAUUUUAGCAGUCAUUAGCUAAGCAGGACUUUGUAGUGUGGAGAAACAGCUGAGAAGAUUGUGCAGCAAAUGGCGUAGGCUGGUUCUGGAAGAUAGUGUGAAUUUGAUUUUUUUGUUUUCAGCUGAACUGUGCGGUAGGUGAUAUAUGUGUCAUUAAUACUCGAUCUCUUGACCUCAAAUAUAUAUUACUGCCUCUGUCUUUAUAUUGCUUCAUUGUAAUGGGAUGAUCGGGUGGGUUAAAAUACACACAUUGCCGAUAGGUAGUGAACUGUGCAGGUCUUUUAACAAGGCCAUGCCCAAAAACUUGCCUGCUGGAAAACUUUUGGAUGUUAGGCGAUCAUCUCAAGUGCCGUAAAUUUUUUGCAAUAGAGGAGGACAGGAAUGUUAAGCGGAAGACCGAGGAUGGGUAUGAAAAAAGAUUUAAAAAAAAAGAGAAGCUAAAGAUGCAAGUGGAAUGAAAAAAAAAAAAACAGAAGCAGCCUAAAUUAUGAUAUAAAGGACAGAAAUUUCAGAAAAAGGGUAAGAAGUGUUAUAUGCAGUGAUGGGGAGGACAUGGUUCUUUCGUCAGCUGUGUUUAUAUUCCAUGUUUAAAUAAUGGUACUUGUUCUUACUGCUCAUUGGUUCAAGUUGCAAUGUGAGACUUACUUGAUAUAAACCAGAGAGCCUGCCCGAACCAAACAUUCAGCCACUUGCCGGAGCAGUCAGAGGUAGAAACAGAAGAAUGUCAGUUCUACUUCUAUUGUAAACAGAGUGGACCUUCAACGUGUGUGUUGCAGGAUCCCUGCCAAAAGGCUGCAUAAGAUACUAUGUCAGUAACAGAAGUUGCAUCAGCUAUAUGACUGGAACUCUAGUGAACCUCUGUUGCACUUCCAGCAGUGAAGCAUGGUAAUGAGCAAUACUGCCUCUGUGUGGAGUUUCAGUGCAAAUAUUCGAUUCACUGGCCUAGUUGGUUGAGCAUCUAUACCAGGCUACCUUAUUUGUGCAACAUUUGAAUGUCUGAGCUUUUUCACGAAUGCAUCUUGUUUUUUUUUGUUGUCUGAACGUCACUUAUGUAUCUAUUCACUUUUCCAGUUAUUUCUCCAGAUUUUGUUGUGUUGCUGAUUGAAACUGUUAUCUACUAACUAGCUUUUGUCUCUAAGGAUUUGACAUUCUUUGUGCUUUGUUUGAACCUCUAAUUGCUAGUAUGGCAGAGAUUGUGUGCUGCACUGUUAUGUAAUUAGUCAUCUACCAUUUUUUUUUUUCAGGAGCUGCAUGACAUAUGCUGGAGUCCCAAGUUUUAGGAUUACUUUUUUUGAUCACCUUUGCUCAACUUUGUCAUUUUAUAUGUCCAAGUAUGAAUCAGAAAUUGUGUUUAAUUUAUAGAUCUUGGGAUUAAUCAUAGUGCUUGUACACGAUUUCAUGUAUAUAUUUGUAUCUCCAUGUUUGUUUAGUGUAGCUUUUUGUAAUACUAUAGACUUCAGGGUAGUUAAUGAAAAGGUAAUGUAGGAAUGGUAGCCACUGCUAAGUUUUAGUGAUGCAAGUUUUGUGCUGUUGUCAGGUCUCUUCUGGAUUUGUGGUACUACUGUGUAUGUUGGGUGCCUGUGUUUAAUGAAGGUCCCUGUGAGAAGUGCCUUUGCGAAAAGUGAAUCUUGCCCGAAGAUCUGUCACAGAAGGGUAGAUGUGUUACCGUCUAUUGCAGCCAUGUUUGGGGUUGCAGCCACGGUGUGAGUUUGUUCUUCAGUUGUUUACAGCUGAAGAAGAUGGGCAUGAUGCAGCCAUUUCUAAGUGUGGUGCCAUUUGGCAGGAAUCUGAGGCCAAUGGCUGCAGCUUGGACCAGGCCCAAAUGUCACUUGACGCACUUUCGAGGACUUUUGAGCAUGUGCCAGGAGGUAUCCCAAGCAUGUCUCUAGAAUUUGACUCGUAUAUGCAUGGUGCAACAAGAGCCGUCCAGGACCACUGCCCACCCAGGAGGCGGCGGGAGGCUCAAGUGGGCGAUAAAGCGUACAAGUGUCGCACCUGCCCACUCGAAUUCACGCAGAAGGCGCAUCUGAAGAUACACAGGCUUACACACAUAGGAGAACAGCCCUUUAAGUGUGCUUCCUGCCCUUACGUGACGGCUGAUAGAUGCUCCCUGGUGACUCACGUGCGCACACACACAGGCGAGAAGCCUUUCAUGUGCAAGCAAUGCCCAUACACAUGUGCCAGGAAGAGCCACUUGGCAUCGCACAUGCGUACGCACACUGGUGAGAAGCAGCACAAGUGUGCAAUAUGCCCGUACGCAUCUGCCUGGAAGAUAAACUUGACACGCCACAUACACUUGUGCCAUGGCAGAGCGCAGUUGCUGCCACGAGACCAGCUCGGUGAGCAGCAGGCGAAUGUGCAGAGGUGAAGUUCUAUGGCAGUAGGCGUUCAUUUGAGCGCUUCUUGCUGAUGCCAAAACCAAGUCUUAGCAGACUCUGGUCCCUCUCUGCUCGUACUUAAGAGUUAAGGUCUAUAUGCUUUAAGAGGGAGCAGAGUAUCAUGUUUAGGUUUCUGUGCAAUGCUCGUGCUUGCGUUCUUCAAGCAGUCACAUUAUUGAAAAAGCAAACACACACUGCAAGAAAUCGCCCACAAGAGUGUAGCAAACCAUCUUGGCAAUGGUAGCUUCACCACCACUGUGCACCCUAGCACCUUGUUUCGUUGGCCUCUGCACCAACUCCUUCUAAAAUUGGUCUCUUCUUUCAGUCACUGGGAUGUUCUGAUAGGCACUUUUUUUUUUCGCUCACCAUUUUGCUGAUUGGCAUGUGCUGUGAAGGAGUAGUGUGUGUUGUGCUUCAGCGUAUUGUAUGGCAAAGGAUUCUGCAUUAAGUAGUGCAUCAGCUCAUUAAACAGCAUUUGCUGUUAGAAAAUGAUCUGACUACAGUCACUCAAGCUUUAGUCUGCAGUCAGGUGUACUUGACUCUCAGAUGAUGAGGGUCAAGCACAACUUCAACAUCAAGCACAAGCUUGACGUUGCCACUAUUUUUUUCCUUACAAGCAGUACAGCAACUUUGUACUGAUUCUGAGAUGGGCUGUAGUGUGAUCUAUUUGCAUUCUAGUUCAGGAGAAUUAGUGUUUCUGUUCUCCAACAGGUGGAAGUGCGGAAAUAACUGCUAAAGUGGUCUUCAUGCAAUUGCUUAGAAGCAAGGGAACUGAGGGUAUAUUUAUUUCAUCAUAUGACUGGUAUGGAGAGAUUUGCAGCAAUACCUUUUUGCAUUGGUACAUAAAAUUGUAAAUCGUGUCAUGGACGGAAAAGCUAGUAUCUAAGCUUUCUCUUCUAAAUUAAAAAGAAAUGAUUACCUGAGUGCUUAAUUGCUUCUUUGUUUACAUCUGUAUGUGUAAUUAUGUCAAUUUAGGCAUUCUGGGUAAAGCCUCAGCACUUAUGUAAAAUCUGUAGCACUGCAUGGUGAAUGGAUCUCUCUAAAGACAUAGUUGAGGUGCUGUUUCAGUAAAUAUGCAUUCGACUUUUCUUUUUUCUCAAGGAACAUUGUCCAGUAUGACUGUGAUUAAGCUCUGCUUGGGGGCACCAGCCCCACUUACGGGCAGAUGGGUGAAUGAUCCUGAGGUUCAGUAUUGUCAUGGCACAAGAGCCGAUUGUGGUUGAGUGUGGCAUGGACCCAGCACAAUUUGUUGCAUGAGCUCUGCCUAUGUUGUAAUGCUAUGUAUAAGGUCAUUAAAUGUUCAGGGCCUCAAGAUUCUUAGUUAUUUUCAGACAGUGCAUAUAUAUUUAAUGUCAUUAAAAGAUGUGGCAAUGUAGUAAAUUCAGCUAGUCAGUUUUCCAGUGUAAUUUUCAAAAAUGAAUUUCAUUGCCUAGAAAUGGAAGCAAUGUCACCGAUAAGGUUAGUGUUUGUACUCGAAUCAAAGUUCUAGCUAAAUAAAAAAGAUUGUGUCAAAAAGUAUAGCUGCCAACAACUGUCAAAUUCAAAGUAAUUGAAGCAAAAUAGCAUCUGUAAAGUUUGCACAUAGGUUGUCAAAUUAAAAGCUACGACAAUCUUAGAAAAUGAGCGAAGAAACAGUAUGUGUCCAGCAUGAACAGAGCAAGCUUGUAUACAAAAAUUGAUUCCGACCAUUGUUUUCUCGGUACACACAAUAUUGCCGUUUGUGGUCGAUUGGCUGUCAUUAGAUUAGCAGACUUCUUGCUUAUAUGUUGGCAACCUCAACAUGUGCAACUGCAGUUACUGCUUGGUAAAUUGGGUGCUGAUGCUGAAUGUGACGGCUGUAUUCAUGCCCUACAGUGCAUGAAAAACAGAUUCCAUGGAAUUUUGUCAUUUUUGAGCAUGAAGGUAACCCACGGGUCAAAGUUACUAUGCGCACUGAUUGAUAAUCUUGUUAGCUGAAAUACCAAAACUGUAGCAAUAUAUGUUAAAAUGUUUAUUUCAAGAUUUUAAUGUUUUAAUGUGAUAAUUCUGGAUACUGUUUUAUAAAAUGUAAAUAAAACGUUUUCUGUAUAAUGAU
Dermacentor andersoni is the source of this 4567-nucleotide messenger RNA. NCBI's taxonomy places the organism in Eukaryota, Metazoa, Arthropoda, Arachnida, Ixodida, Ixodidae. The record is from RefSeq and is a predicted model, not a curated record.